UUUCGUCCGUCAACUCUACUCACCACCGUCAUGUCCGAGACAUCAACGCCGGCCGUGCAGCUCAGCCAUGUUGCCACAUUGAGGAUACCCUUCCUCACGGCCGAACACGCCGCCAUGGCCAAACGCGCACUCGACGUCGACCGCGAGGUCAAUAUGGAUCUCGUGGAGCGUGUGACUUCGCUGGAAGGCGAGGAGCUCGUUGUCACAAUUCGCGCCGCGACCGUCCGCAUAGUCCGCCUGGCAACCAACGCCUUCCUCUCCUCCGCCGACCUCGUCCUGCGCACGAUGGCCGAGUUCGCGCCCGACCCAGACGAGCCCGAGGUGACGGACGCUGAGCUUGAAGCCGCGGCCGAGGAGGCGCGGCGCUCAGGCGGGGGCAUGAAGGGCAUCGAGCUGCGGGGCGGGGUGGGGGCGGGUGGAGGCGAGGAGGUCAAGUAGGAU
This is a messenger RNA of Cutaneotrichosporon oleaginosum, 441 nucleotides long. RefSeq lists its product as uncharacterized. NCBI's taxonomy places the organism in Eukaryota, Fungi, Basidiomycota, Tremellomycetes, Trichosporonales, Trichosporonaceae. Gene Ontology annotation, cellular component: EKC/KEOPS complex. The record is from RefSeq and is a predicted model, not a curated record.